CAACACGUAAUGGCCGGCGCUGAUAGGGACAAAAAGGAGUUUAAAAAUUGGGUUCGCGGUGCGACGGGUCUGUUGUACUUACAGGAAGGGCUUCAAGACGUUGUUAGCGAUAAAGUCCUGCAGUGCCGUGACGACUCCGUGCAGAAAUUAACAAGCUCACCAACGGUAUCUUUAAAUCAAUGCAAUCAAUGUACGGCUCUAAACCUUUUACCAGAACACGCAGAUCUGCAAAAUGGUUGUGGCAAAAGCAAAGGCAAAUGUAAACAACAUAAUCCUAGAAAUUGUUUUGGAAGUAAACCGAAGGGACGUAGAAAGUGUCCGAAUGGAAUAUGCAGUAAGCUAUAUGAUGCAAUUGUGGACAAACAUUGCUUUGAAGAUCCACUGUGGAAGAAUACUGACCCAAGCACGUGGUGUUCGGAUCGUAACGGAUGGAGCUUUGCCAAAUGUUUCCAAACGACUCCAAGCAAAGGAACCUCUGCGGACACAACAGAUGCUGCAGGCCUACUAAGCAUACUUCUAAAUAACAAGUCGAUACAGAACUGGCUAGCCUGUAAAGACAUGAAAACAUAUACUACUGCAUGUCCUUUCUACAAAGCAAGAGCCAUCCGCAAUGAGAUUCUACAUAGUCCAAAGUUCGAACUUGGGGAGCAGACUUUGAACGAUUACUUAGAUGCAUUCAUCAAAGUACUACAAGAUCCAAAAUGCCUGAUAUCGGAUGAAGGGUCAAAACAAGCUGUAGCUAAACUAAAACAGUUGCAGAAAAAUCAAAUAAAUAUCAGCUGGGAAGAUGAAACAAAAUUAUUCCAAAUGCAUAAGGAAGCUUUGUCGGAAUUAGACGAAAGAAAAUUUGAAGCACUGCAGGAAAUUGAUGACAGAAAGGUAUCAGUUUUGUCAGCAGUAGAUAGUGCAAGAAGAGAUGCGACAAAGGAAGUAGACGACUCGACAAAGGCUGUUUUAAGCAAAGUAGAAGAGGUAGGGAAAGAGGUAAAAGAGGACAUAGAAGAUACGGCAAAAACUGCUUUGAGUGGUGUAAAAGAGGCGGGGAAAGGAGCAAAACAGGACUUAGAAGAUACAACAAAAUCUGCUUUGAGCGAGAUAGAAGAGGCAGGGAAAGGAGCCAUACAGGACACAGAAGGUACGACUAAAGCUGCUUUGAGUGGAAUAGAAGAGGCAGGGAAAGAAGCAAAACAGGAUAUAGAACACACGACAAAAACGGCUUUGUCAAAAAUAAAAGAGGCUGAAUAUGAUAGCAUAAAAGAAAUUAGAAAGCAAAAACAUGUG
Molecule: messenger RNA, 1281 nt
Organism: Mercenaria mercenaria
Lineage: Eukaryota; Metazoa; Mollusca; Bivalvia; Venerida; Veneridae
Exons: 3
Source: RefSeq, a predicted model, not a curated record